UCCACCACCUCCGACCCUCUGUUCCUCCGACACUCCGUCCCUCCACCGGAGCUUCCUGGGUGCAUCCCUGAUGCUGACCACCCGGACCACCUGAUCCAGGACCGGACAAGACCGCCAGGACCCCCGAAAUGAAGACUCUUCGCGUCCGGCACAUCGGGGGACCCCACCUCACCGGGAGCCCAUGACUUCCAUUCUGAUCAGUUCGGCACCAACAACAUGCUGCCAUGAUGGAGGAGGGGCCCCCGAAGCUGGUGGACUAUUUCGCGGUGGCGGGUCUGACGCCGACCUCCAAGCCGCUGGAGGAUGAGAGCCGCCGCCCGGCACGCCCGCCGGAACCCAUCACCGACGUGGCCGUCAUCAUUCGCUCCCUGGGCGAGGACGUCCCUCAGGGCUACACCUGCAUCGAGCGGACCCCCGGGGGCCACAGCGCCGACCUCAGCACCAGCCUCCUCACUAACCAGCAGCAGUUCCUGUGCUACCGCCGGGGGAGGGACAAGAUGCCGAUCACGGAGCUGGGGGUCUACUAUGAGGGGAAGGAGGAGAAGAAGUCGGGACUGGAGAUCCUGGAGAACACGCCGUACAGCCGCUCCGCCAACCUGAGCUCCGGGGGGCCCGGGCAGCCCAAAGCCUUCCUAUUCGUCAAGAGGGUCCCCGAGUCCCUGGGGCUCAACACGCUGGGGGUGAUGGACAUCUGUAUUAUCAACCCCAGCAAAGGGGAGAGCACCCCCCACACCUUCUGUAAGGUGGACCGCAACCUCAACACCAGCAUGUUUGGCCCUGCCCUCUUUCUCUGCUACAAGAAGGCCAUGGCGAAGACGCACAGCUUGGUGUAUGAAGCAGGGGUGAUCUGCCGGUUCCCCGAGACGGACAACGAGCUCUUCCCGUUCCCAGAACUGGUCCCGAUGUUCUGCCUGCCCAUGGGGGCCACCAUUGAGAGCUGGUCACUGAACACCAAGUACCACCUACCGGUCUUCUCCACCUUCGUGCUGACCGGAGCGUCCGGGGACAAGUUGUACGGAGCCGCCAUCCAGUUCUAUGAGCAGUACCCGCGGGAGAAUCUGUCGGAGAAGCAGUGUCAGCGCCUGGGCCUGAUCAGCGUGGUGGACAGACGGCCCAUCGGCGGCAAAUCCAUCCAGACCAAGAGGAGCGUCUGCGUCCUUUCCCACUGGCCGUUCUUCGAUGUCUUCCAGAAGUUUCUGACUUUCAUCUAUCGCUAUUCCAUCUCCGGACCCCACGUCCUCCCCAUAGAGAAACACAUCUCCAACUUCAUGUUCAACGUCCCCUUCCCGUCCCCGCAGAGACCGCGCAUCCUCAUCCAGAUGUCUUCAUACGACAAUGUCCUGCUGUGCCAGCCCGUGUCUUCUCCCCUCCCCCUCAGUGGUGCGAGUUAUGUGACGUUGCUCCAGAAUCUGGGGCCGGAGAGCGCGGUGACGUUGCUCCUCGCCGUCCUCACGGAACAGAAGCUGCUCAUCCAUUCGCAGAGGCCGGACGUACUGACCAGCGUGGCGGAGGCUCUGGUGACGAUCAUCUUCCCUCUGCGCUGGCAGUGCCCCUACAUCCCUCUGUGCCCGCUCACCCUCUCCGAUGUGCUCUGCGCUCCCGUGCCGUUCAUCGUCGGCAUCCACUCCAGUUACUUCGACCUCCACGAUCCCCCUCAGGAUGUCCUGUGUGUGGACCUGGAUACCAACACCUUGUUCCAGAGUGAAGAGAAGAAGAUCCCGUCCUAUCAGACGUUGCCUCGCAAACCCUGCAAAGUCCUCCGCAACUGCCUGAGUGACCUCCACAAACAGCUAGACGAGAUGUACAACAAGCCCAUGGAGGAAGCUUCUCUGGAGUUCCUGCUGAAGGAUUACGAUCUGAUCUACGCCCGGCGGACGCAGCUGGAGCUGGACGUGAGAGCCUCGUUCCUUCGAUUCAUGGCCUGCCUCUUCAAAGGGUACCGAUCCUACCUCCUGCCCAUCACACAGGCGCCCUCCGAGCGAACGCGCGACUUCAGCAACCUCUUCAACGUGGAGGGGUUCAAGAAGUCGAAGGAGCGGGCUCACCAGAAGUUCUACUCGCAGAUGAUGAGGACUCAGAUGUUCACGCAGUUUAUUGAAGAUUGCUCCUUCGUGAAUGAGAGGAACGCGUCGCUGGAGUUUUUCGAUAAAUGCGUGGAGAAGGUGCAGGUAGACGGGGAGAAGAUGGAAGAUCUGCACCUUGUAGAGCUGGACGAGUCCCACCGCAGUGAACAUACCGUCUUUAUUAUGCCCGCCGAGGAGCCACUGGACCCCCAUGGCAUAGAGCCGCCAGCCCAGUACAAGUACGAAACCUUCCCGGUUCUCCAGAGAGACCUAUUUGAGCUUCCGCAAGAUCUGCUGCUGGCGCCCCCUAUCCAGUCAAAGACGAGCGCACCUAGCAGCCCCGCCCCUCGACGAACUAAGCAAGAGAUCAAGUCUGCCCAACGGGUGGCCCAGAUCUAUUCUUCCAUCCCGGAGAUGUGGGCCAAGUGUCUUCUGGGGCAUUGCUAUGGUUUGUGGUUCAUCUACCUGCCCACCUUCGUCAGAGCCACCACCUCCAAGGUGCGAGCUCUGCAGACCGCCUACGACGCUCUGAAACAGAUGGAGACGAAGAACGUGGUCCUCCCGGACGAGGUCUGUUACCGCAUCCUGAUGCAGCUGUGCGGUCAGUACGGGGAGCCGGUGUUGGCUGUCCGCGUGAUGCUGGAGAUGCGGAAGGCCGGGAUCGUCCCCAACGCCAUCACCUACGGUUACUAUAAUAAGGCUGUGCUGGAAAGCAAAUGGCCGUCCAGUAACCAGAGUGGGAGGCUGCGCUGGGCCAAACUGAGGAACGUGGUUCUGGGGGCCGCCCAGUUCCGUCAGCCGCUGCGGGAGAGGCAUCCCGGAUCUCAGUGCGAGGCGCUAAGCGAGGAACCGCCGGUCAGCGGCUCAAAAGAUCAAUGGAAGCUCAAAAGCGCCACCAUGGAGAUGUCUCCUCGGCUUCACCUUCUGCGCCAGACCACCUGGGCCGGGCACAAUAGCCGAACGGCUGAAGACGGCUCGGCGGGGAAGCUGGUCAAGAGUUGGAGCGUCAGUUGUACCGAGAGCGAGACCUGUAUGCUGGAAAUUGGAGUGGCGCGCAUGAUGGAGGAUCUGGAGGUGGAGGUGGACCCUACACAAUCGGACAUCAGCCCCUCGCUCCGAUCGUCCAGUAGGAGGAGCUGCGGGACGCCCCUCCUCCUCCAACCCUCGGAAAACGGGAGCUUGUCCAACGUGAGUUUCCUGACGGACGGGACGGUGACGUCGGAGGAGUCGGAACUCAUCAUGACCGGGAGUUCCUCGGAAGCUCUGGCCAGUCGGGGCCGCAGUGAGGACGAGGGAUCCGCCCACUCCAGGGACCCUUCCAGGAGGCGGAACCUGGCCGGAAAGAUCCAGCAGCUGCUCACGCCCUCCAGGAAGCCUUCCAGGUCCUCCAUCUUUAGGAAGGGCGGACAGUUGGGGGAGGCCCCGUCACCGUUGACGGAUCAUCGGCAGAGCCGGAGGAGCCAGAAAGAGAGUUCCAGAAGACCCGAGUCCAUCGCUUCUGAGAGUUCGGUGUCUCUUGGGAGUGAAGUGGAUCUCUCGGAUUUCGCCCUUCACAGAUCUACAGACCGGUUGGUCGAUGGAGGUCAGGAAUGUCCGGCUGUGGAGGUCUUGCUGUCCAGCUGCUCCGUCUGUCCCGCCUGCCACUCUCUGGUCUACGAUGAGGACAUCAUGGCCGCCUGGACCUCCGACGACUCCAACCUGAAGACCAUCUGCUCCUUCUGCGGGCAGCACUUCGUCCCGUUCCUCAACGUGAAGAUCACCGACCUGCACAGGCAGCGGAGUUCCUCUGAUGGUUCCUCUGAGGUCUCCACCGAUGGCGGGUCAGCGAGCCGCGGACCGGUUCUAAGCGACCGCUACCAGUGUCUGGUCCUAGACGAGGCGGAGACCAGCGGGCAUUGUAACGGGUUCCCCAGCGUCCAGCAGGGGUCCGGCGGGGCGGAGUCGGAGAUGGUGACGGUGGCGUAUCUCUGCCCCCUGGUGCUACGGAAGGAAGUGGAGAGCCUGCUGGAGAACGAAGGGAGCGACUUCCUGUGCCAGGCGGAGCUUGUCAACAGCCACCCAAUCAUCUACUGGAACCUGGUGUGGUACUUCCAGCGCCUGGCGCUGCCCAGCAACCUCCCGCACCUCAUCCUGGCGUCCAAACACGUCCAGCAGCCCUCGCAGGUCCCGGAGAGCCCCCAUGUCGGCGUUCGGCUGUUAUGGGACGUCCUGGUGCAGGACCCGGACCGCUGGCCCCCGAUGUACGUCCUCUGGAAGCUGCACAGGAAUCUCCCCACCCACAUCCACGGCUGGCGCUCCCACUCCCACCCCUUCACCCUGGAGUUCCUGGAGAAGGUCCUCAACUUCAUCGGUCUCUUCGAGGUCCAUAAAGCCAUUUCCCUGAUCCUCUCCGUCCUCCAGGAGCAGAACUCUCCCCCGCAGGUCCUGCAGAGGGGGAUCUACAGGGAGAUGUUGCUUCUCACACUGGCUGCUCUGGGGAGGGAACACAUGGAUAUAGCCGCGUUUGACAGCAAGUACAAGACGGCGUGCAAGAAGCUGGGAAACUCAUUGGGCAAAGAGGAGCUGCGCAAGAGGCGGGCCCUGCUCCCCGGGGCCAAAGCCCUGGACUGUCGCAAGACGUUUGGUGCAACACUGGAAUGCUAGGCCCCGCCUCCAUCGCUCGCUGUUUUAAAAGUGCAAUAUAUGAGGGGAAAAAAAGGAGGGGGAGGGGUUUCCGUUCUCAUCAAAGACUGGAUGAGGCGAACAAAUUGGAGACCCCGCCCUCACGACGCAAAAAGGGAGGAGCAGAGUGCAGACAGAAAGACGCGGCGUGAGGACAAGCUCCACGAACAUCCCACACCGGCCUCUAGUCAUCGCUGUCCGCCCACUCACAGGCCAGGAGACACGCCCCCUAGGAUCCGAAGACGCCAUUAUGAAUCACAAAACCAGCGCAUCUCGCCAAACCGGCAUCAGUCGGAUACGCAGCUCCAGGAUUGGGGGGCGUCCAACCAGAAUUCUCUGUCCAGUCCUUCUAACGUUUUUUUUUUUUUUUAAUGCUGCAUUGAAACUGUAAGGGAGGUGGGUCUUAAGGGUUCAUGUUACUUUGAGAAUCCUAAAGUGUUCCGCGGGGGCGGGCCAAGAGGCCAAUGGAAUUUUCGAUCUUUAGUAUUAAGAGGUCAAGACGAGCGUUUUAGGUUUGCGGUGCAUGUAACAUUUUUUAAUGCUGCAGUGAAACUGGUAAGGGCGGAGCUUUAGGGUUCACUUUACUUAUGCCGAGAAAAACAGUGUCCCGCAGGGGCGGGGCAAGAUGCCAAAGGAAUUUUUUUUUUUUGUUUUCUUUUAGUAUUAAGAGGCCAAGAUGAGCAAUUGGGAACACACUGCUUCUAAACAUAUUUUUAAUGCUGUGAUGAAACUUUGAGGGCGGAGCUUUAGGGUUCAUUUUACUUCUGCAGAGAACCCCAAAAUCGUUCCGUGGGGGCGGGGCAAGAUGCCAAAGGAAUUUUAUUUUAUUAUUUUUUCAGUAUUAAGAGGCCAAGGUGAGCGAUCAUAAUAACAGUGUGCUGAUUAAAGGAGUGUUUUGUCCAAUGAGGUUUGAAAUGCGGGGCUGCUAGGUCUUUUCCGAAAAUACUGCUUGCCUGGCAGUGUGUGGGUGUGGAAAAAGGAAAAAAUGGUACUACAGCGCUACUACUUAAAUCAUAAAAAAUAAAAAAAAAAGAGGUGUGGGUGUGGCCUAGCAUGUCACUGACCUGGCAAAAACAUGCAGCAAGUAAAAAAAAAAUACUGGGUCCUUGACUCGAAGCUGAAGCGUGUGCAGGACAGCCAGGCAGCUGGCAUUUUCAGUGAGAUGGAGAUUAGCAGCCUACAUUAUCUUCCAAUAACAGACUUCCUAAAAGGUUACAAUCUCCCUUAAGGUUCGUGUUGACAUGCUAUCACUUAUGCUAAAACAGCCCUAUUUUCUUUUGAUGUUUCUCCUCAUGGGUGGGGCCUGACCAUGUCAUGGAUUAUGAGAAGUUGGGGAACAUUGACAACUGCUAAGUUUAUAUUGUGGCUACUGGUCACUGGUCUCUGACCUCCCACCCACCAGUAGUUCACCGCUUGGUUUUCAUGCCUUUUGCUUAUGCUAAAAGAGCCCUGCCUACUGUUAAUUAUUCUCCUCAUGGGUGGGGCCUGACAUGUCAUGGAUUAUGAGACCUAUCCCUGGGUUUACUAAGUAAAGAUGCAGCUAGCUACGGUUCUCCAAUCUCCUACCCACUGGUAGUUACGCUUUGAUAGCAGCUUGGUUUUAAUACUUUUAAUUAUGCUAAAUGAGCCUCACUUCCAUUUAAUGAUACUCCUCGUGGGUGGGGCUUGACAUGUCCUCAUUUACGAGAGCCACCUCUUGGCAAACAUUGACAGCUGCUAAGCCGUAAAAAAUCUGUUUAUGUGGCAGUUUUAACCGGUAGUUCACCACUUUGCUCAUGAUAAUAGAGCCCUGCCUACAGUUUAUUAUUUUCUUCAGGGGUGGGGCCUGACAUUUCAUCGAUAUUGGGAUCCACCCCUGGGGAAUUUUAACAGGGGCUGUAAAUAUGCAGCUAGCUUUGGGUCUCUGAUGUCCCACCCAUCACUAGUUUAUCUCUGGCAGCAGUUUGGCUUGAAUGCCUUUUUACUUUUGCUAAAUGAGCCCACCUCCAUUUAUUGAUACUCCUAGUGGGUGGGGCUUGCUAUGUCAUUGAUUAUGAGAUAUACUUCUUGGGAAAUAGGACAGCUCCUAAGCAGUAAAGAUGUAGCUUCCAUUGUGUCUUCUAGUUACUGUUUUUUGACCUACCGCCUGCCAGUAGCUUGGUUUUCAUCCUAUCCCAUAUGCUAAAAAAAGCCCCACCUCCCAUUUUAUUCUCCUCAUGGGAGGGGUCUGACAUGUCAUAGAUUAUGAGAUUCAUCUCUGGGGAACAUCAGUUGCUAAGCAGUAAAAAAACGUGGUUGGUGGUAAUUCACUGCUGGCCAGGGCUUGGUUUCCACACCUUAUUAAAUUAUGCUAAAUGAGCCCCACCUACAGUUAUUAUUCUCCUCGUGGGUGGGGCCUGACAUAGGUUAUAAGAUACAACCCUGGGGAACAUCUUCUAAGCGAUAAAUAUGCAGCUAGUUAUUGGUCUCUGACUUUCCACCCACCGGGAGUUCAGCUCUGGCAUCAGUUUAGUUUUAAUGCCUUUACUUCUGCUAAAUGAGUCCCACCUCUUUUAAUGAUAUUCCCCAUGGGUGGGGCUUGACAUUUCAUUGGUCCUCCUCUUGAGAAACAUUGACAGCUGCUAACCAAUAAAGAUGCAGCUUUCAUCGUGUCUGCUAGUUGCUGCUGUCUGACCUUCCACCUUGCCAGUAGCUUGAUUUUCAUCCUAACACUUAUGCUGAAAGAGCCCACCUCCAUUUUAAUGAUGCUCCUCAUGGGUGGGGCUUGCUAUUUCAUUGAUUGAGAAUAACCUCUUGGGAAACAGGACAGCUCCUAAGCAGUUAAGAUGUAGCUUCCAUUGUGUCUUCUAGUUACUGUUUUUUGACCUCCCGCCUGCUAGGAGCUUGGUUUUAAUCCUAUCCCAUAUGCUAAAACAGCCCCACCUCCAUUUAAUGAUUCUCCUCAUGAAAGGGGUCUGACAUGGUCAUGGAUUAGAAGAUCCACCCCUGGGGAACAAUGACAGCUGCUAAGCAAUAACGAUGCAGCUAGCUACGGGUCUCUGAUCUCCCACCCCGCCGGUAGUUCAGCUCUGGCAGCUGUGUGGUGUUUAAUGCCUUUACUUAUGCUAAAUUGGCUCCACCUCCAUUUAAAGAUACUCCUCAUGGGUGGAGCUUGAUAUGUAAUCGAUUUAUGAAAUCCACCCCUUGGGAAACAUUAACAUCCGCUAAGCAGUAAAAGACGAAACUUUCAUUGUUUCUGCUAAGUUUCUGGUCUCUGACCUUCUUCUGAGCUUGGUUUUCAUCCUAUCACAUAUGCUAAAAGAGCCCCACCUCCAUUUAAUUAUACUCCUCAUGGGUGGGGCCUAAAAUGUAAUGGAUUAUGAGCUCCACCCCUGGGGACCAUUGACAGUUGCUAAGCAAUAAAGAUGCAGCUAGAUCUGGGUCUCUGAUCUCCCACCCGCCGGUAGUUCAGCUCUGGCAGCUGCAUAGUUUUAAUGCCUUUUACUUUUGCUAAAUUAACUCCACCUCCAUUUUAAUGAUACUCCUCAUGGGUGGGGCAUGAUAUGUCAUUGAUUUUAUGAAAUCCACCCCUUGGAAAACAUUAACAGCUGCUAAGCAGUAAAAGACACGGCUUUCAUUGUUUCUGCUAAGUUUCUGGUCUCUAACCUUCUGAGCUUGGUUUUCAUCCUAUCGCAUAUGCUAAAAGAGCCACACCUCCAUUUUUAUUGAUACUCCUCAUGGGUGGGGCAUGAUAGGUCAUUGAUUUUAUGAAAUCCACCCCUUGGGAAAAAUUGACAACCGCUAAGCAGUAAAAGAGACAGCUUUCAUUGUUUCUGCUAAGUUUCUGGUCUCUGAGCUUCAUUUUCAUCCUAUCACAUAUGCUAAAAGAGCCCCACCUCCAUUUUUAUUGAUACUCCUCAUGGGUGGGGCAUGAUAGGCCAUUGAUUUUAUGAAAUCCACCCCUGGGAAACAUUGACCGCUGCUAAGAAGUUGCUUCAUUGUUUCUGCUAAGUUGCUGGUCUCUGACCUUCCACCGGCCAGUAGCUUGGUCCUAUCCUAUCACAUAUGCUAAAAGAGAGAUUCCUCAUGGGUGGGGCAUGUCAUAGAUUAUGAGAUCCGCCUCCAGGGAACAUUGAUAGCUGCUAAGAAGUUGCUUCAUCAUUUCGGCUAAGUUGCUGGUCUCUGACCUUCCACCGGCCAGUAGCUUGGUCCUAUCACAUAUGCUAAAAGAGAGAGUCCUCAUGGGUGGGGCAUGUCAUAGAUUAUGAGAUCCGCCUCCAGGGAACACUGAUAGCUGCUAAACAGUAAAGUUUAUAUUUAUACUGCUAGUUACUGACCUGGAAUUGGCUUCAGGAGGGGGGGGGGGCGGAGCUAACUGUGGACAGCAUAUGGCUGCAGAUAACAAUAAUGAAUAGGUCGCAGACACAUCAUGCAGUCACAUUGGCUCCUCCUACAUUUAAAAAUGGCUUCCCCCCCCUACACCAAAAAAAAACAAACCUUUUAAUCCGCUGACAGGAAUAGAUCGCUCGAACCAAGGAUCGGUCUUCCAAAGAUGGCCGCCGCGCUUACCUCUGCCAAAGCCGCACCAUUUCGUGUCCCCUGGGGGUCACUCCAGAGGGAGGUCACACCCACGGGCCUUCUUAUUCCUCUUCGGGUUCCCAGCUCCGCCCACCUGGCAGACUCUUAAAGGGGAGACCCCCCCCCCAGAGCUGGAUAUCCGGAGAGACAUAAGCGCCCGGUGAAGGUUUCCACCUGUAAGCGACCCUCAAAUUAUUAUAUUUUUUAUCUGGUUUCGGGGCGUCUUUGCGCUGCGUUUCGCUUUUACGUCGUCAGUAUUAACAGAUUUGUAUAUUUGUUUUUCAUUAUUUAUUUAAUGUAUGUGGGAGGUCUCGUCCGUCGGGGGAGGGGGGGUGCCGCGCCGUUCCAGUAAAUGAGACGUCAUCGCGUCUGCUGUUCAGUAUUACUCGGGGGGGAUUGGGAGGGGCUAGCUACAGAAACGCCCCUCCUCUCCCCCCUAUUUUUUUUUAUAGUGGGAUCUUCCAAAGUUAGCCACGCCCCUUUUCAAUCUGGUUGUUUACAAUCUCUGUGUUGUCCUGUGAGACCCCGCCUCUGUUUUAUUUUCUAUCCAAUCUAGGGGGGGGGGCCUUCGGAGAUCGUCCAAUCAGAUUGAGACGCGUGCGGUCGGCUCCGUCACGUGAGACUGUGAGAUGGGGGAGGGAGGGGGGAGGAGCUCCGCCCAUAAGUAGCAUCUUUUUGUACAGAUUUUUUUUAUUGGCUCCGGACAUCAAUCUCAUGUUUACGUCUCGUUUACGCGUUUCGCAGAUUUUACCCUCCUUCCGUCAUAAAGGAUCUUCUGUGUCCCGGGCGCCUUCCCUUCCCCCGUAGUGUUCAGUAUUAUGUCGGGGCGGGGGAGGGGGGAGCUUUUUAUGUGUCAGACGUUUGCUGGAAAUAAAAAGUAUUUGCUUCA
Molecule: messenger RNA, 10149 nt
Organism: Rana temporaria (common frog)
Lineage: Eukaryota; Metazoa; Chordata; Amphibia; Anura; Ranidae
Gene: DENND4B
Product: DENN domain containing 4B
Exons: 29
Coding region: 225-4706 (1493 amino acids)
Biological process (GO): regulation of Rab protein signal transduction
Cellular component (GO): cytoplasmic vesicle
Molecular function (GO): protein binding
Source: RefSeq, a predicted model, not a curated record